GUAGAAUUUUAUAAUCAGUCUUGGAUUUUAGUUAGUUUAAAUUAUUAUUAUUCUCAAAUAGAUAUUACAGUAUGGUAUACAGCAGGUAAAACUACUAAUGUUGCAGAAUUUGCAUAUGCUGAUAUUAAUCAUGAAGAAAAAGGAUUAAAUUUAAUAAAUGCUAUUAAAAAGUAA
This is a messenger RNA of Cetraspora pellucida, 174 nucleotides long. Lineage: Eukaryota; Fungi; Glomeromycota; Glomeromycetes; Diversisporales; Gigasporaceae. The record is from the annotation of a GenBank genome assembly.